CUAUGACGCCAUCCGCCUGCGACCGCGUGGGUUCCGAGGUUCCGCAGUCCCGCUUGAAGUCCCAGAGCGCCUUCCUGUAAGUCUGCUGCCUCUCACCUGGGAGCAAAGGGAAAAGCGGUGACAUGACGGACCGCUACACCAUUCACAGCCAGCUAGAGCAUCUGCAGUCCAAGUACAUCGGGACCGGCCACGCGGACACCACGAAGUGGGAAUGGCUGGUGAACCAGCACCGCGACUCCUACUGCUCCUACAUGGGCCACUUCGAUCUUCUCAACUACUUCGCCAUUGCCGAGAAUGAGAGCAAAGCGCGAGUUCGCUUCAACUUGAUGGAGAAGAUGCUGCAGCCUUGCGGCCCGCCAGCCGACAAGCCGGAGGAGAACUGAGACCCCGCGGUAUCACCGCUGUACAGCGUCCCGCAUGACCUGCCUUCCUGUGGACCCUGUUUUCCUGUGGAACACAGCGUUGGGAGACCGUCAGGACCCCUGAGAACUGUGAUUGGACCGUGGAGCAAACUUUAGAGAAGACGGCACUGGAGUGAGACGGAAUUUAGAGGCUCGUUUCCGGCUAGUUGAUUGUUGCUUCUUACAUAAAGUUUAGAAAUGUUUCAGUC
Molecule: messenger RNA, 610 nt
Organism: Capra hircus (goat)
Lineage: Eukaryota; Metazoa; Chordata; Mammalia; Artiodactyla; Bovidae
Gene: SF3B5
Product: splicing factor 3b subunit 5
Exons: 2
Coding region: 123-383 (86 amino acids)
Biological process (GO): mRNA splicing, via spliceosome
Cellular component (GO): U2 snRNP; precatalytic spliceosome
Source: RefSeq, a predicted model, not a curated record